This is a messenger RNA of Aricia agestis (brown argus), 1588 nucleotides long. RefSeq names its product neuropeptide SIFamide receptor-like (gene BomSIFR). The transcript is spliced from 3 exons. Bases 68 to 1234 code for a protein of 388 amino acids. Gene Ontology annotation, molecular function: neuropeptide Y receptor activity; peptide binding. The record is from RefSeq and is a predicted model, not a curated record. Gene Ontology annotation, biological process: G protein-coupled receptor signaling pathway. NCBI's taxonomy places the organism in Eukaryota, Metazoa, Arthropoda, Insecta, Lepidoptera, Lycaenidae. Gene Ontology annotation, cellular component: membrane.
GCACACGGACACCCGCCCCGACUCGGGCCGCUCGCAACUCGGCGUGAAGUUUCCGCGAUGAGCUAACAUGGGUGAGCUGCGCGGGGACGCGGUGCUGGGGGACCUGGAGCCCCUGGCGGCGCUGAACGGCACGGGCGCGCUGUACCGGCACGGCGGCGCCAUGACGGCGGUGUACUGCGCCGCCUACCUGCUGGUGUUCGCGGUGGGGCUGCUGGGCAACUGCUCCGUGGUGGCGGUGGUGCUGCGCGCGCCGCGCAUGCGCACCGUCACCAACUACUUCAUCGUCAACCUGGCCGUCGCCGACAUCCUGGUGGUGGUGUUCUGUUUGCCCGCCACGCUCAUGAGCAACAUCUAUGUCCCGUGGGUGCUGGGGUGGCUGAUGUGCAAGACGGUGCCCUACGUGCAGGGCCUUUCGGUAGCCGCUUCUGUCUACAGCCUCGUCGCCGUGUCGCUUGACCGAUUCUUGGCGAUAUGGUGGCCGCUGAAGUGUCAGAUCACGAAGCGGCGCGCGCGCAUGAUGAUCGUGUUCAUCUGGAUCUUCGCGAUCGUGGUCACCACGCCCUGGGUGUUCUUCUUCGACCUGGUGGUGGUGUACGACGACAGCCCCCACAUCCGGCUCUGCGUCGACCUCUGGCCGAACCCCAUCAGCGAGGUCCUGUACUUUGUCAUCGGGAACCUGCUGUUCUGCUACAUCCUCCCCAUGGUCCUCAUCACGCUCUGCUACAUCCUCAUCUGGAUCAAGGUCUCCCGGAGAUCGAUCCCCACGGACACGCAGGACGCGCAGAUGGAGCGAAUGCAGCAGAAGUCCAAGGUGAAGGUGGUGAAGAUGCUGGUGGUGGUGGUGAUCCUGUUCGUGCUGUCGUGGUUCCCGCUGUACUCGAUCUUCGCGCGGAUCAAGAUCGGCGGGCCGAUCGAGAAGUGGGAGGAGGAGCUGCUGCCGGUGGUGACGCCGAUCGCGCAGUGGCUGGGCGCGUCCAACUCGUGCAUCAACCCGGUGCUGUACGCGUUCUUCAACAAGAAGUACCGCAAGGGGUUCGUGGCGAUCGUGCGCAGCCGGCGCUGCUGCGGCCGCCUGCGAUACUACGAGACCAUCGCGCUGCAGUCGUCCAGCACGAGCACGCGCAAGUCUUGGCACUACAACAACAACCACGCCUCCAUGUCGCGCCGCUCGCCGCCCGUCGACAAGAACGCCGUCUCCUUCAUAUUCAACAACACCACUCACACGGGCGUGUAGUGUGUCUAAAGUGUUGUUUGUGGACUUUUGGGAGGAGUGUCGGACUUUGGACUCUAGUCUUUGUAAGCGUAAGGUAAUUUUUAUACUUAAUAAUUUUUUACAUGAACCGAUAUAACGAAUGGAAGCAAACGCACACAGAGCACAAACUUUUGUACGUAACCGUUUGUGUAUGUAGGUACACCUCCUGCCCCGCGGGGUCGCGGCAGAUGUACCGCCAGCGAUGUCCACCAUUCUAAGGAACAGAAUACGAAUAAAAGGCUUUCAGCUAAGCCAUAUUAUCAUAUUAUAAUGCUUUAAGAUACUACUAAGUUAUAGUUUACUUUGAUUUAUUUUAACAACCGACGCUAUUUUGAU